AUGGAGAGCUUGGAGCCAUGGCAGGAGUUGGAAAACAAGGUCGUGAUGGUGACUGGCGCGUCGUCGGGACUGGGUCGGGUGUUCUGUUUGGACUUAGCCAAAGCCGGCUGCAAAAUAAUAGCCGCCGCCAGGCGAAUCGACCGCCUGAAAUCACUCUGCGAUGAGAUCAAUAAUGGUAUUGCUUCCUCCAAAUCAAGUGAUCCGAGCCACGAUCAAGCCAGAGCUGUGGCCGUGGAACUGGACGUGAGCGCCAGUGGACCAACCAUCGAGGCUUCUGUGCAAAAGGCUUGGGAUUCGUUCGGACGGAUCGAUGCUUUGGUCAACAAUGCCGGUAUUAGAGGUCCUUUGCACACUCCAUUGGAGUUGUCGGAGGAGGAAUGGGACAACAUCAUGAAAACAAACCUGAAGGGGACCUGGCUGGUAUCGAAGUAUGUUUGCAUGCGAAUGCGUGAUACAAAACUGGGAGGAACUGUCAUUAAUAUCUCCUCUAUUGCUGGUCUUCACCGUGGGCAACUCCCUGGAGGCCUUGCCUAUGCUUCUUCAAAGGUCGCUGUUAACACCAUGACAAAGGUUAUGGCCAUGGAAUUGGGAGCGUUCAAAAUAAGAGUGAACUCAAUAUCUCCUGGGCUAUUCAACUCUGAGAUAACGCAAGGACUCAUGCAAAAAGAUUGGCUAAAAAAUGUUGCGUUGAAAACCGUCCCUUUAAGAACUUUCGGGACAUCUGAUCCAGCAUUGACAUCACUUGUUCGAUACUUAAUCCAUGAUUCCUCUGAGUAUGUCACGGGCAAUGUUUUCAUUGUUGAUGCAGGAGCCACUUUACCUGGUGUCCCAAUUUUCUCCUCUCUUUAG
Molecule: messenger RNA, 849 nt
Organism: Fraxinus pennsylvanica
Lineage: Eukaryota; Viridiplantae; Streptophyta; Magnoliopsida; Lamiales; Oleaceae
Source: the annotation of a GenBank genome assembly